This is a messenger RNA of Teleopsis dalmanni, 1830 nucleotides long. RefSeq names its product odorant receptor coreceptor (gene Orco). Gene Ontology annotation, cellular component: plasma membrane. Gene Ontology annotation, biological process: detection of chemical stimulus involved in sensory perception of smell; sensory perception of smell. The record is from RefSeq and is a predicted model, not a curated record. Bases 1 to 1443 code for a protein of 480 amino acids. The transcript is spliced from 7 exons. Gene Ontology annotation, molecular function: odorant binding; olfactory receptor activity. NCBI's taxonomy places the organism in Eukaryota, Metazoa, Arthropoda, Insecta, Diptera, Diopsidae.
AUGCAAACCAACAGCUUGCAACCGAGUAAAUAUGUCGGCCUUGUGGCUGACCUGAUGCCGAAUAUUCGUCUCAUGAAGUAUUCCGGCUUAUUUAUGCAUAAUUUCACGGGUGGUUCAGCAUUUAUAAAGAAGGUUUAUUCUUCAAUUCAUUUGGUGCUGAUAACAGCACAAUUCAUUUUUAUACUGGUUAAUUUGGCGUUGAAUGCGGAAGAAGUGAAUGAAUUAUCCGGAAACACAAUUACAGCACUCUUCUUUACACACUGCAUAACGAAAUUCAUUUACUUGGCAGUAAAUCAGAAAAAUUUUUACAGGACACUUAACAUCUGGAAUCAGGUCAACACUCAUCCGUUAUUUGCGGAAUCGGAUGCACGCUAUCACUCGAUUGCAUUGGCUAAAAUGCGAAAACUGUUUUUUUUGGUUAUGCUAACAACUGUGGCUUCAGCUGUUGCUUGGACUACAAUUACAUUUUUUGGGGAAAGUGUUAAGUUCGGUUUUGAUAAAGAAACGAACACAACAAUAACUAUUGAUAUACCACGUUUACCAAUUAAAUCGUUUUAUCCCUGGGAUUCAAGCAAAAGCGUAUUCUAUAUGAUUAGUUUUGGUCUGCAAGUUUACUAUUUACUUUUCUCCAUGGUGCACUCGAAUCUCUGUGAUGUAUUAUUUUGCUCGUGGUUGAUAUUUGCCUGCGAGCAAUUGCAACAUCUUAAGGGGAUUAUGAAGCCACUUAUGGAACUAUCAGCCUCAUUGGAUACUUAUCGUCCUAAUUCAGCCGCACUGUUUCGCUCAUUAUCAGCCAAUUCCAAAUCGGAAUUAAUUCAUAAUGAAGAAAAGGAGUCCACUGAUUUGGAUAUCACUGGUAUUUACAGUUCGAAAGCAGAUUGGGGCGCACAAUUUCGUGCACCGUCAACAUUGCAAAAUUUUAAUGGUGUCAAUGGUGUGGGCACAAAUCCGAAUGGCUUGACAAAAAAACAGGAAAUGAUGGUGCGCAGCGCUAUAAAAUACUGGGUCGAACGGCAUAAGCAUGUUGUCAGAUUAGUUGCAGCCAUUGGUGACACCUAUGGCGCCGCUCUAUUGUUGCAUAUGCUGACAUCUACAAUCAAACUCACUCUUUUGGCAUAUCAGGCAACCAAAAUCACUGGAGUAAAUGUUUAUGCCUUCACCGUUAUUGGUUAUUUGGGGUAUGCCUUGGCACAAGUAUUCCAUUUCUGCAUAUUUGGAAACCGCUUGAUUGAGGAGAGCUCAUCCGUCAUGGAAGCUGCUUACUCCUGCCACUGGUACGAUGGCUCCGAGGAGGCUAAAACUUUUGUGCAGAUUGUCUGUCAACAAUGCCAAAAGGCAAUGACCAUAUCUGGAGCAAAAUUCUUUACCGUUUCCUUGGAUUUAUUUGCAUCGGUUCUGGGCGCUGUUGUCACCUACUUCAUGGUCUUGGUGCAGUUGAAAUGAACCAAACAAAGAUUAGCAAUAACAAUAGAAACUCAACAAACUCAGCAAACUCGACAAAAACUCAACAAAAAUUCAACAAUCCUAAAAUUUGGAAGGAUAUACUGCAAUUUUAUGUAGCCAUAAGAAAAGGGAUCCAAAGGAAAAUCCGUGUGCCGUUUGGAAAAUUUAUCAAUAAAAGUUUGUUGUGUAUUUUCACAUCAUUUUAUUUUAGUUUUUUAAGAAAGUUGUUGUCCAUAGAAAAUUGCUGGCUUUACUUGAAGAUUUGAAAUAGUUGAAGAUAAGUUUUAUUUGUUUUUAAGUAAAUUGAAAUUUACAAGCUAUUUUAGGUUCAUGCUUCAAAUAAAUGUUCUUUAAGAAAAAAAAAAUAAACUUUUUGAAUAAAUAUUG